UAUUUAGCCGGUAAAAUUAAGCCGGUUCCGUCUCUGUCCUUUGUCGGUUUUACCGGAUCCGGUGGCGCUCCGCUGGGGGGACGCGUGUCCUCCGGUUUCCUACGCGGAGCCGCUCCGUUAACAACAGGGAACCCGAAGGUCAAGCUAAAGCUAGCAGCUAGCCCCGCAGCCCUUUCGGUUUGUUCCAGCUGGACUGUUAUGAAAUGAGCGGCGUCGGAGGAGGAAAACAUCCCGCCGGAGUCGCUUUAAAAUCGGUCUGAAUUGUUUGGAGGACUCAAGGGUCCGAGCAGGUCUGAAGAGGAGACCUGAUCCACUUCAGUCUCUCAUAAACUCAUCUAUCACAAGCUCCUCAGACUCCUUCAUCUACUUCUGCUUACUUCCUGUCAGUCACACCAUCCAGCUUCAUCCUGGUGGAGAUCAAAUCACGUGACGUGACGAUGGUUCUGAGAGAAGUUCCAGCUGAGAACAUCACCCGUCCCCUGGGCAGGAACGAGGUCAUCGGCCUGCUCUUCAGACUCACCAUAUUCGGAGCCGUCACCUACUUCACCAUCAAGUGGAUGGUGGACGCCAUCGACCCCACCAGGAAGCAGAAGGUGGAGGCUCAGAAACAGGCGGAGAAGCUGAUGCGUCAGAUCGGCGUGAAGAACGUGAAGCUGUCCGAGUACGAGAUGAGCAUCGCAGCUCACCUGGUGGACCCACUGAGCAUGCAGAUCACCUGGAAGGACAUCGCCGGUCUGGAUGAGGUCAUCACUGAGCUGAAAGAGACGGUGAUCUUACCUGUUCAGAAGAGACACCUGUUCCAGGGGUCCAGACUGCUGCAGCCCCCCAAAGGUGUGCUGCUAUAUGGUCCCCCUGGAUGCGGUAAAACUCUGAUCGCCAAGGCAACAGCAAAAGAGGCGGGGUUUCGUUUCAUCAACCUGCAGCCGAGCACGCUGACGGACAAAUGGUACGGCGAGUCUCAGAAACUGGCUGCCGCCGUCUUCUCAUUGGCUGUCAAGCUGCAGCCGUCAAUCAUCUUCAUAGACGAGAUUGACUCGUUUCUGAGGAGUCGCUCCAGUUCGGACCACGAGGCCACAGCCAUGAUGAAGGCCCAGUUCAUGAGUCUGUGGGAUGGACUGGACACGGACCACCACUGCCAGGUGAUCAUCAUGGGCGCCACUAACCGUCCUCAGGACCUGGACUCUGCCAUCCUGAGGAGGAUGCCCACCAGGUUCCACAUCAACCAGCCGAGCCUGAAGCAGCGGGAACAGAUCCUUGGACUGAUCCUGGAAAACGAGAGUGUGGACCUGUCGGUUGACCUCAGUGAUGUUGCCAAGGAGACGGACGGCUUCUCAGGAAGUGACCUCAGAGAGAUGUGUCGUGAUGCGGCGUUGAUGUGUGUACGAGACUUCGUCCACAGUCAGAACGACAGUGUGAUGGAAGAGUCCAUCCGUCCCAUCCAUCCGACGGACCUGCAGCGGGCCAUCGGUAAGAUGAAGAAGUCCAAGUCAGCCGGAGGACACGCCGCGCUGCUGCACGCCGCUCUGGACUGAACGCACACGCAGAUCACAUGAGCGCCUCGGCUCCAUGUGUGUAAAUACGAGCAUGUGCCAUUACUUCCUGUUUGCUUUUACUCACACCAGCGGAGCACCACGUCCUGAUGGAACUGAAGUUCUGCCAAACACUGGGGGACAACUUUCACCGUUACACCUCUGCUGGGAACAACUUUUAUUUUAACGUUGAGGACGUGAGACGUCUGCGCUUACCCAGAAGCCUCUGCUCCUGUUAACAUGGAGAUGCCUCCAUGCCCAGGUUAAACAGCCUGAUGUAUUGAUGAUGACAGCUGAUGAUGGUGAAAUCUUAUUUGUACAUCCAUCCUUCCACACCGCUUGGUUCCGUCCAGGGAGGCGGAGCCUAUCCAAGCAGGUGAGGUUCACCUGGACAGGUCACCUGUCCGUUGCUGGGCCGACCAGGUCAGGAUCAUUUAUUUAGAAACAAAAAAAGAUUAGUCAAUAACUUUGCUGUGUAAACGGUAAACGGUGAGGUUUCCUGCUGGUUAUUAUUUAUACUUCUGGGCUUGUUGUUUACAUUUUGUUGUAAACAUGUUUAUCUGUUUGUUUUGAAGUGUAAAUAAACAUGUAAACAUGAA
Molecule: messenger RNA, 2128 nt
Organism: Melanotaenia boesemani (Boeseman's rainbowfish)
Lineage: Eukaryota; Metazoa; Chordata; Actinopteri; Atheriniformes; Melanotaeniidae
Gene: atad1b
Product: ATPase family AAA domain containing 1b
Exons: 10
Coding region: 438-1532 (364 amino acids)
Cellular component (GO): mitochondrial outer membrane
Molecular function (GO): ATP hydrolysis activity; ATP binding
Source: RefSeq, a predicted model, not a curated record